AUGCAGUGGAGCGACACGAACAACCCCCGCGAGGACAGCGUGUUUGCGCGCGUGAAGGCCGCAGUGCGUGGCGGCGGCGGCCCAAAGGCCGUCGUCGAGGCCCUUCGCCAGUUUCGCGAGCUGGAGGACGAGCAGAAGCUGCACGGGGAGAAGGGCGUCACGCAUAAGCUCUUCAUUGACCUCCUGCGGGAUUUUGGCAUGCGGUUUCGCGACGGGGAGGCGGACUACUUGUGCACCGCCUUCGACGACGACGGGGACGGCUACAUCACCUCCAGCCGCUUCGUGCGCCACUUCACCGGGUUGAACCUCCGACGCCACAAGGCCGUCCUGCGCGCCUGGGAGGUGCUGCCAAAGAAUGAGCGGGGGGAAGUCUCCCGCGGUGAGCUACAGGAGCGCUACGCCCUCAGUGGGACCCGCGGGGACCUCAGCGUCACGUUUGCCUCCCCGCCCCGCGCCGCGAGGGACGCGCAGGGCGCUGACGCGGCCGAUUCCGCCGCCGCCGAGCCGUACGAUGCCGGCACGGUGAGCCUUGAGGAGUUUCUUGCUUUUUUUGCCGCCGUCAGUGUGGAGUUCCCGCUGGAUGAGCAGUUUGAGCUCUACAUGCUGCGCGAGUGGGACGCCGACGUCGCGACGCGGCCAACGAUGAAUGAAACGCGCCGCGACUGGGGCCCGGACGGUGUCGACCCACUCGCCAUCACGAAGCCACUGUUUGUGCAGGACGCACUAAACACCGCGUUGGGCGUGUCGUCGAAGAGUUACAACUUCUCGCACAUGCAGCGCGUGCACCCGUACGUAGAGCCGUUGCCGCCGCUAGAGCGGGACUACUUGAGUGUCACAAAGAGAGACUUCCGCCCCUUUUCAAGGGACGAGCGGAUUGCCGCCAACACGCUGCGCCACCGAUAA
Molecule: messenger RNA, 903 nt
Organism: Trypanosoma conorhini
Lineage: Eukaryota; Euglenozoa; Kinetoplastea; Trypanosomatida; Trypanosomatidae
Exons: 1
Coding region: 1-903 (300 amino acids)
Source: RefSeq, a predicted model, not a curated record